Messenger RNA from Sycon ciliatum, 7326 nucleotides. RefSeq lists its product as uncharacterized. NCBI's taxonomy places the organism in Eukaryota, Metazoa, Porifera, Calcarea, Leucosolenida, Sycettidae. The record is from RefSeq and is a predicted model, not a curated record. Gene Ontology annotation, biological process: intracellular protein transport. The transcript has 13 exons. Bases 207 to 6797 code for a protein of 2196 amino acids. Gene Ontology annotation, cellular component: endomembrane system. Gene Ontology annotation, molecular function: GTPase activity.
AGCAAUGAAAAUGUAGCUGCCGUUCUUGGAGGUCAAAGGUGUGCCGUUGGCGGAUCUGCGGAGUUCCCGGCGUCUCUCCGGAAGGCGCAGAAACUAUUGCGUGAUGCAGUCAAGGACAAGGAUAGUGGUGUGCAGAUCAGCGGAGGUUUAGGAAUAGAUAGUGAAAUAGGCGGACUCAUUAAUUUGUCUAACUUACUCUGCUGACGAUGGAUGAAGUAGGAUUGAAAAAGACAGUAGUAACGAACACGAUGGCGUUUAGCGGUGCAGGCAGCGGCAAAACUACAAUUACCGGUACUAUCAUGGUGGAAUACCGGAGGGUUAAAGAUUUGAUGCGGAAGGCCGACAAUCGUGGUAUUGUCCUUGCGUCGCCACUGUUUGCUGAGCGGCAAUACCUGGACUUGCUGCGUGGUCAUGCACAGGAACAGAACGGCACCUUCUGCAAAGGUCUCUUUGAGCUACUGGCAACCCUGGUCACUGAUGAUGAAUCAGCUACGUUUCAAUUUCGCCUGACGCAAGAGGAUAUCUCGGAAGCUGUGAAGGUGCUCACUAUGUACAAAACUGAACUGUCGGUGGUGGAUUCCGUUUGUAACUUCUUGGACAUCGCAUUGAAUCGGCCAUCACCCAGGGAUGAUGGCAAGCAGGUUCCCAUCGUGGAGCUAUGUCCGGGAAGGGAGUGUAUCGAGAUAUGCAGGAGCUUUGUAAACAUGAUGGAGCACGUCGACAGGACCAAGCUGAAGAACAACGCCAUCAAACGUUUCACAACGCUCAUCCUGCACAUGCGCGGCAUCAUCCAAGAAACCGGAGCAAUGCAAGCGAUCACCGAGUUGAACAUUGACGUGUCGCUGUCCAAAGUCCUGUGUUACUUGGAGCCCUCCCGGAAUCUUGUCGAAGUCUGCGCCAAGCUGCUCAAGUUCUUCGUCACAGAUGAUACCUUGAGGCAUGCGCGUCGCCAGGGAGUGUCAGCCGCAACCGUGCAUGAACGAGCAGACGCUGCCCUUGCCACCUGUGUUGAGGGUGAGGACGAACAGUGGGCGGACAAUCCUCAAAUGAGAACAGCAGUGCGAGAGCUGCUAUCUGCACUUGGUUACGUCCCUGCCUCCUCUCUAGUUACUCCUGCGGCAGCUGAUUCCGCCGACGUGACUCUCACAGCUCCCACUUCUGCUGCUGCUGCUGCUGCUGCUGCUGCUGCUGCUGCCACCUCGACUUCUGCAACUGCUGCCCCUGCUGCGGUGUCUCCCGCAGCUGCACCUGCUGCCAUAGCAACGUCGUCUUCGGACUCGUCGGCUGGCACACAAUCUACAUCUUCUGGAGCAAAACGAGGUGCGGGUCCGUCCAACAAGACCAUGCAUGAAGCUACGAAUAGGACAUUCAGCAGCGGUUUGACCAGAGUACGCCGUAUCCGCAUCAUCCUCUGCGGUCAGUUGGGAACCGGCAAGACAAGCCUGGCGGAUUCUCUCAAGAACAAGCAGUUCGUGAACAGUAAGCCGAGUACACGGGUUCUCAAUGUUGAUCACAGCAAUGUGCUCAACGGCUCAGGAAACCUGAAGGAUUGGGACUUCAACGCUGCAUUCCUCUGUGCUCCUGACAUACUUGACCAUGCUGAAGAUCUUGAGAAGAAACGCCAGCAAGAGCACGAGCAGCAACAGCAACCGGCUGGGUCUACAGAUCAUGAGGCAGCACCCAGCUCUGCUGAAUUGACACAGACCCUGAUCGAUGUCAUCUUGGCAAACCAAGAGCUGAUGCGAGACAUCGGCGAAGAAGAAGUGGUGGUGUCCAUUUGGGAUUGCGGCGGCCAAUCAAUCUUCUCAAGCCUGCAGCAUUUCCUAAUGGGUGAAGAUUAUGUCAUCUAUAUUCUCUGUUUCAACGCCUCAGAGAACUUCAAUGAGAUCAAGCAGCAGAACUACUGGAAGUGGUCAGGGAGUACAGUGUCUGAAGUGACUCUGGAUGUACCGGAGGAGCUGGAGAACAUCGACCACAUUCGGCACUGGCUAACAGCCAUCCACUUUGCCAGCAACCCAGGCAAGGCUGUGGGAAGCGAGGCGUUCGACUACCCGCCUGUGAUAUUGGUGGGGAACUUUGCCGACAAGCUGUCGACAGAUAGGACACUUUCGGAGCACAAGAUCGAUAUCCUCGAGAAGCUGCGAAACCUCUGUUGGCGGUCACCAACAUUGAAGGGUGUGAUCAAGACCGAUGACAUUGAUCCCGCAGAGUUGUUCCUUGUGGACAACCACGAAUCCGGAGCUUCUCCAGAAGUUCGAGGAAUCCAAAAGAAGCUGCAAGAUGCUGUUUCAUCGGUGCUGGCGGACAAGGAGAUUCCGACGGAAUGGGUUCGCUUUGAGAUGAUAAUGGAGUAUUUCAAGAAACAACCCACCCACACUGGCUACACAACACGAGACUCGAUGAAGACACUGGUGGAGAAGGCCUGCAAGAUCCGCGAUGACUUCGGCAUGGACGGUACUCCAUCCGAGUUUGAGCGUCUUCUUCGGUUCUACAACGACCUACGUGUCAUCAUCUAUCGGCCGGCAAACAAGAACUCGCCGCAGCCUGAUGACAUCAUCUUCUACAACACACAGUGGCUCAUCAGGCAGAUCAACGUCCUCGUCUUUGGCCACAAGUACUUGGAUGAACCUGGCGGAGGUGGUGGCAGGACUGCGAAUGAAGCCGAGACCAGGUAUCGCAAUGUUCUGUGGACAAAGGGAAUAGCAAAUCGGCAAUUAAUGGACUGUGCCUGGAAGGAGGUGAAACGAGAAGUCCGUGAAAAGAUGCUGGUCAUGUUGGUCGACUGGGAUUUCCUGUACAAAUUCGGAGACGCCCAGCAAGCAAAGUACUUCAUCCCGUCUGUUCUUCAACGUCGACCGCCGAAGAAAAUCGAGGAGGCCAUGCGCAGCUUCCAGCAGGGCAAUGAGCCAAACGACGUCUGCUUCUCCACAGCUGACACACCGUUACUGAUCAUGGUUCAGCCACCAGGCAAGGCUGAUGAAGACUUCCUAGGCUACAAGUAUCCCGUUGUGGACACACCGAUUCCACACAGCUCCUACUUCAAGCUACUUGUACGGCUCAUGAGAAAGUGGGAGAUUACAAAUACCGACCGGAGUCACUGUGAGCUCACCUACAACACAGCCAGGUUUCGGCUGUGGCUGCCGGAGCAGCUCCGUGACCAGUUCCCAGGCAAGGUGGAAAUCUUCUUGGCUCACUACGACUCGUCAGGUGCCCUGCUGGUCAGUAUCAACUUCCGGUGCUCGCCUGACUGUGCUGCUAGCGCCUCUAGCUGGCUGCGUCCGAUCUCAUCGAUAUGCCAGCAUAUCCGCAAGGAUAUCAUGGAGGAGUUGGGUAAGCUGGAGAACCCGAAACUGGACAAACCGGUCAUGUUCAGUUUACCACUACCGCCAGUGUGCGCAUGCAAAGAGCAGGAGUGGAAGGACUACAGCAGCGAAAGCCGGGACCUCGGAUACGCACCGUGGCGCGUACGCUACAGCGAAUCCGGUACUCAUCACGAUCCGUACUGUGCCGGUUGUUGUUCGGAGUACAGCAUACCCAACAACUCAAACUGCUGGUUCAAAGCUAGUAGUAGCUUCCAGCUCGAAGGACAGCAGAAUGAUAUAGCGAGGCAGCAAGUGGCACUCUGGAAGCUGAAAGCGGAGAUUGUCAGUGGGCAGUCACUUGCUACGGAAUGGAUUUGCUCCCACACUGCCGAGACUUCUGCAAUUGCUGCCAAUGCUGCGGCUUCCCCCGCAUCUGCGACUGCUUUCAUAGCAACGUCAUCGCCUAGCCAACCCAACGAGGGUUCUGCCACUCCAUCUGAAAAGGAUCACACGGCUACAGACUCGUCGGCUGGCACACGAUCUGCAUCUUUGGCAGCAAAACGAGGUACGGGUCCGUCCGACGAGGCCAUGCAUGAAGCUACGAAUAGCACACUGAGCAGCGGUUCGACCAGAGUACGCCGUAUCCGCAUCAGCCUCUGCGGUCAGUUUGGAACCGGCAAGACGAGCCUGGCGGAUUCGCUCAAGAACAAGCAGUUCGUGGACAAGAAGCCAAGUACACCGUUGCUCGUUGUUGAUCAUGGCAAUAUGCUCCAGGACGGAGGAAACCUGACAGAUUGGAAGUUCAAUGCUGCACUCCUCUGCGCUCCGGACAUCCUUGAUCAGGCUGAAGAUCUUGAGAAGAAAUACCAACAAGAGCAAGAACAGCAGCAACAGGAGCAAGAAGCUGCAAGACUGGCCGAGCCAGCGGCGAAAGUCCCAAAGCAAGCUAAGUCUACAGGACUCCAGCGUGAGGGAACAGCGACGAAAGAGGCAGCAGUAGAACAUCCACAGCGCCAAAAGCAGCAACACCCCAUCGUAGUGCCUGGACACCGAGAAAACGUGGAGGGGAGCUCUGCACCAAGACACAAGCAGUCAUCGAAGGAAACAUCAAAACUCACUGCAGAUCCAGAAGCAGCACUCAGCUCUGUUGAAUUGACACAGAGCCUGGUUGAUGUCAUCUUGGCGAACCAAGAGCUGAUGCGAGAAAUCCGCAAAGAAGAAGUGGUGGUGUCCAUUUGGGAUUGCGGCGGCCAAUCAGUCUUCUCAAGCCUGCAGCAUUUCCUAAUGGGUGAAGAUUACGUCAUCUAUAUUCUCUGUUUCAACGCCUCGGAGAACUUCGAUCACAUCAAGCAGCAGAACUACUGGAAGUUGUCAGGGAGUACAGUGUCUGAAGUGACUCUGGAUGUACCGGAGAAGCUGGAGAACAUCGACCACAUUCGGCACUGGCUAACAGCCAUCCACUUUGCCAGCAACCCAGGCAAGGCUGUGGGAAGCGAGGCGUUCGACUACCCGCCUGUGAUAUUGGUGGGGAACUUUGCCGACAAGCUGUCGACAGAUAGGACACUUUCGGAGCACAAGAUCGAUAUCCUCGAGAAGCUGCGAAAACUCUGUCGGCGGUCACCAACAUUGAAGGGUGUGAUCAAGACCGAUGACACUGAUCCCGCAGGGUUGUUCCUUGUGGACAACCACGAGUCCGGAGCUUCUCAAGAAGUUCUAGGUAUCCGAGAGAAGCUGCAGGAUGCUGUUUCAUCGGUGCUGGCAGACAAGGAGAUGCCGACGGAAUGGGUUCGCUUUGAGAUGAUACUGGAGUAUCUCAAGAAACAACCCGCCCACACUGGCUACACAACACGAGGAUGGAUGAAGACACUGGUGGAGAAGGCCUGCAAGAUCCAGGAUGACUCCGGCAUGGACGGUGCUCUAUCCGAGUUCGAGCGUCUUCUUCGGUUCUACAACGAACUACGUGUGAUUAUCUAUCGGCCGGCAAACAUGAACUUGCCGCAGCCUGGUGACAUCAUCUUCCACAACACACAGUGGCUCAUCAGGCAGAUCAACGUCCUCGUCUUUGGCCACAAGUACCUGGAUGAACCUGGCGGAGGUGACGGCAAGACGGAGAAGAAAGCAGGGACAGAAGAGACGGAGUGGCGCGGCUAUCUGUGGAAGGAGGGUAUAGCACGCAUGCCACUAAUAGAUUAUGCCUGGAACGAGGUGAAACCAGAAGUACGUGAAAAGAUGCUUGACGUGAUGGUCGACUGGGAUUUCCUGUACAAAUUAAGAGACGGCAAGCAAGCAAAGUAUUUCAUCCCGUCUGCUCUUCAACACCGACCGCCGAAGAAAAUCGAGGAGGCCAUGCAGCCGGACAAUGACCCAAACGACGUCUGCUUCUCCACGGCUGACACACCGUUGCUGAUCAUGGUUCAGCCACCAGGCAAGCCUGAUGAAGACGUCAUGGACUACAAGUAUCCCGCCCCGGACACACCGAUGCCACAUAGCUCCUACUUCAAGCUACUUGUACGGCUCAUGAGAAAGUGGAACAUCACAAAUACCGACCGGUUUCGCUGUGAGUUCACCUACAACACAGCCAGGUUUUUGUUGCCGAAGCAGCUCCGUGACCAGUUCCCAGGCAAGGUGGAAAUCUUCUUGGCUCACUACGACUCGUCAGGUGCCCUGUUGGUCAGCAUCAACUUCCGGUACUCACCUAAAGGUGCUGCUGGCUCUUCUGAUUGCUCGCCUGACUCUGUUGCCUUCGCCUCUGAUUGGCUGCAGCCGAUCUCAUCUAUAUGCCAGCUUAUCCGCAAGGAAAUCAUGGAGGAGUUGGGUAAGCUGGAGAACCCGAAACUGGACAAGCCAGUCAUGUUCAGUUUACAACUACCGCCAGUGUGCGCAUGCGAAGAGGAGUGGAAGGACUACAGCAGCGAAAGCCGGGACCUCGGAUAUGCACCGUGGCGAGUGCUCUACAGCGAAUCCGGUGCUGAGCACGAUCCGUACUGUGCCGGGUGUAAUUCGGAGUACAGCAUACCCAACAACUCAAACUGCUGGUUCGAAGGUAGUAGUAGCUUUCAGCUCGAAGGACAGCAGAAUGCUGUAGCGAGGAAGCAAGUGGCACUCUGGAAGAAGAAAGCGGAGAUUGCGUCAAAGGCGAAAAAGAAGAAGUACGAGUCUCUCGACCAACAGCUCUCUGACAUGACAGCAUGGGAGAGUGACGUCUUCACAGAACUUCUGCCUGACCUGGUUUCCACGCUAACUCCAGGUGAUAUGCGUCGCCAGUGUGAGGCUAAGAAGUUGAUUACGCGUGCACAGCGUCAGCUAUUUGCAUCAAACACUGGCCGUGCAGCGCAGAAUGAGGAAUUGCUCGAUGCACUAAGCACUGGUGAUGACGAAUCCUUCCACACCUUCCUUGAAUGCAUCCGUAAAGUCGAGCCACCAGCCAGCGCGAGAAGGUUAUUGGCCAAGUUGGAACCCGUCGACAAGUUCUGGGCAGCCGGGCAGUACUGCUGAGGCCGCAUUAGCGUCUGCAGGAGCAUCUGCUGCUGAUCCAGUGGGAUGGUGGUGAUGAUGAUGGCCAUGAUUGAUCAACACUGGAUCGCGGCGAGAAUCUGUUCUGUCUGUCUCUCUCUGAGCCUGUAAGUCCUUCUGUCUCUCUUCCUGUAAGUCCUUCUGUCUGUCUGCCUUCACGUCUUUCUGUCUGUUUUUCUGCUUCAACUCAGACUCUAGACUGAGCUCUCUCCUUCACUUGCUCUCACUCUCGCUUGUUCUCGCAAUCACCCAGUCUCUCGCUCCCACUCACUCAUUAAGUCGCGAUAUUCUUCUUUUGCCUGCUGCAUUCGCUAUCGUAAGCACUACUUCCUUUGAAUAUGCCUUUCUUCUUCUUCUUCUUCUUCUUCUUCUUCUUCUUCUUCUUCUUCUUCUUCUUCUUCUUCUUCUUCUUCUUCUUCUUCUUCUUCUUCUUCUUCUUCUUCUUCUUCUUCUUCUUCUUCUUCUUCUUCUUCUUCUUCUUCUUCUUCUUCUUCUUCUUCUUCUUCUUCUU